AUGGUCACACACCCGGUAUGGGUCACUCUGGCGCGCUACGACAUCGGCGUCAACGACUCUUUAGUGAGGGACCUGGCCAACGAGAUAAUCGCCAAUGGAUUUAAGAACAGCCACAUCGAAAUAGACGUCAUUUGGGAGACCUGCUACGGCAGCCUCACGUUCGACACAAACCUCUUCCGGGACAUACGGGCUCUCACAGAUGAACUACGCUCGUUGGGCUUCCGAGCACUCCGCAACGAGUCAGGGAUCGACUCGUUCGAUUUUGACUAUGGCGAGGUAAGUUUCUUGCCGAAGCCGUCCACCAUAGAGCCCAUAGAGCGAAACCCAGUGGCCUUCAGCGACGCGUAUGCAAAGGUGAUCUCGCAGUUCGGGCCCAUGGUGCAGAUGGAGACCAGCGUGGAGAAACAGCAGCUGCCCAACUACUUCGUAAUGGACAAACUGAAGAGCGACCGGAGCGGCCAGCACGGUCUCAAGACGUUAAUACCCAAGCUGCUACAGCUCAACUUGGUCGGCUACCCUUUCAUUGUCGGGGAGAUGGUGGGCGGCGGCAACAGCAAGACGUGGUCCGAGCUGUACGUGCGCUGGCUGCAGGCCAGUGUCUUCAUGCCGGUCGUAAAGUACUCCUUCACGCCGUGGGACUUUGACAACGAGACGCUGGAGAUCUGCCGCAACCUCACCGAUCUGCACACACAGUACGCGCCGCGAAUCCUGGAGCUGAUGCAGAAGGCGGUGGAGGACGGCACGCCGGUCAACCUGCCCAUCUGGUGGCUCGACCCCACCGACUCCACUGCACAGACCAUCGACUCAGAGUACCUGCUGGGCGAGGACGUGUUGGCGGCGCCGGUGAUCACCCAAAAAUCGGUGCGGCGCGACAUCUACCUGCCAGGGGCACCUGGAGGGACGAGGCCGACCCAGAGCACCCCACCAUACAGGGCCCCACUUGGCUCCGCAAAUACCUUGCUCCUCUCAACACUCUGCCCUACUUCACCAGGAUCAGCUCCUCAUGGUCUUCAGUGGCUGCAUGUGUCACGUCUUUCUGUUAUUGUACAUUGUAAUCGACCCAUAUGUACAUCGGUGUAA
This is a messenger RNA of Schistocerca serialis cubense, 1080 nucleotides long. Its product is annotated as myogenesis-regulating glycosidase-like. The record is from RefSeq and is a predicted model, not a curated record. Gene Ontology annotation, biological process: carbohydrate metabolic process. Bases 1 to 1080 code for a protein of 359 amino acids. Gene Ontology annotation, molecular function: hydrolase activity, hydrolyzing O-glycosyl compounds. The transcript is spliced from 4 exons. Lineage: Eukaryota; Metazoa; Arthropoda; Insecta; Orthoptera; Acrididae.